AGCCUCGCUCUUCGACAACACCAUGGGAAAGGUUCACGGAUCGCUUGCCCGUGCCGGUAAGGUCAAGUCGCAGACCCCCAAGGUCGAGCCGCAGGAGAAGAAGAAGAAGGUCACUGGCCGUGCCAAGAAGCGCCACCUUUACAACUCGCGCUUCGUAAACGUCACUGCCGCGCCGGGCGCCAAGGUCCAGCGCAACAAGCAGCCGCAGGGCAAGUCGGGUUAAACCGACCCCCCGUCGUCGUCGCUCCCGGACCUCCUCUUCUUUCUCGGGCUCCCAGACGUUUCUCGCUGCGGGAGGCUCGCGUGCGCGUUGGGAUCGACCGGCGUCUCGGGUGUACAUCCGCCAGUUUGUGCAACGAGGCCUCGGCCAACUCGACGCCCUCGCGCGGCCUCCCGAGGCUGUACACAUCACUC
This is a messenger RNA of Rhodotorula graminis WP1, 414 nucleotides long. RefSeq lists its product as uncharacterized. Gene Ontology annotation, biological process: translation. Gene Ontology annotation, cellular component: ribosome; cytosolic small ribosomal subunit. The transcript is spliced from 4 exons. The record is from RefSeq and is a predicted model, not a curated record. Bases 23 to 223 code for a protein of 66 amino acids. Lineage: Eukaryota; Fungi; Basidiomycota; Microbotryomycetes; Sporidiobolales; Sporidiobolaceae. Gene Ontology annotation, molecular function: structural constituent of ribosome.